AGCAAUUCGUCUUUUAUCUUUCAAACAAUCACUCAAUAAAUACAGCAAGUAAUCACAAUGCGUUUCCUCAGCAUCUUCGCCGCCAUCGUUGCCCUCACCCCCGCCGUGAUGGCAGGGGGCCAGAACCCCAAGAACUGUCUUGAGGAAUGUCACCCCUACAGCGCUGGUUCCGAUCAGUACUGUGAUGCUGCACACCCGGCUCUUUACCGUGAAGGCCCUGGCUGCUUCAAGUGCUGUGAGUCCGUUUAAUCAGAUUGCCGUGAGCUGGGACCGCAUGUUUAGGAGUCUCCUGAGUUGAGGGUUGGGGGUUGAGGAUUUGAUGUUUCGCAGUUAGCUUUUUGGGGGGUCUGUGUUGUAUUGUAUCUGUUGAGCGACUAUCGAGGUCUACUAUGCAAUCUGUUUAUUGGUGUGUCAUUGGGAUGCCUAGAAGCA
Aspergillus caelatus is the source of this 432-nucleotide messenger RNA. RefSeq lists its product as uncharacterized. The record is from RefSeq and is a predicted model, not a curated record. The transcript is spliced from 3 exons. Bases 58 to 249 code for a protein of 63 amino acids. NCBI's taxonomy places the organism in Eukaryota, Fungi, Ascomycota, Eurotiomycetes, Eurotiales, Aspergillaceae.